Messenger RNA from Cebus imitator (Panamanian white-faced capuchin), 1570 nucleotides. RefSeq names its product transmembrane protein 250 (gene TMEM250). The transcript has 2 exons. The coding region runs from base 885 to 1349 and encodes 154 amino acids. NCBI's taxonomy places the organism in Eukaryota, Metazoa, Chordata, Mammalia, Primates, Cebidae. The record is from RefSeq and is a predicted model, not a curated record.
GACGGAGGGCGGCGAGGCGCUUGGCUGCAGUGCCCUGCUCUGUUACCAACUUUCCUUCUCCAGUUUGACACGUCCUGACCUUUGGGUUCAUUCCGCUCCUCGGAUUAUUUAGGCGAGCUCUAAGCGGCACUUACUAGGCGAAGCUAGAGCCAAAUGCCGCGUGCGCUCUUUGCAGCCGGUCGGUAGGGCCGCCGCCCAGCCCCUUCCCUCCCACAGGACAAACAGGAGCCGGCUUGGGGUCUGGUGACCUGCCCAAGGUCACUGCUAGGGAAGGACAGUGCCGGGGUUCAGGCCUGGCAGGGUGACCCCGGGGCCCCCCAGCCGUCCAUUCGGCCCCUGGCACUUGUCAGGUUGCUGGAGGCAGCUGCCCUCCCACCCCAAGGCUCGUUCUCAGUUUACCUGUCUCUUUUCCUGGCCCCGUGGUGGCUUCUUGCAGGUGCCAUUCAAGGGCUAUUGUCAACCCUGGGUCAGGCAGCCUCGGAAGGCCAGGGCGGUAAUGGGCAAAUGCAUAAGAGCAGAGAGUGGUCCAGCGAGUGGGGGUCUGCGAGGAUCCUGUGGGAAGGAGCCACGCCGGCCCCUUCCCGUACAUUUUGGCGUUGAUCGCCACUGCCCCGAAGGCCUAGAGCAAACACUGGCAUUCGCAGGUGGUGGGCCCCUUGGAAAUGUCCCUGGGAGGGUUUGAGAAAAGAGUAAGCCCAGGAGUGCCCGCAGAUCGCGCCCUGGACGCCCUAAGUCCAGGCACUGCAGUUUGUGUCCGCCUUCACCUGCUGAUGCCUGGGGAGGGAUCCGCAUGGCGUCCUCACACUGACCUGGGUUUCGUGGUUCUCCCCACAGGCCGACGCCUCCCCUGAGGCUCAGCUGCGGGCUCCCAGGCCUAGGCGCCCAUGACCCCUACGCUGACCACGCCUGGACGCCACCGCCGGGGCCCAAUGCCGGUCAUGCCCAUCCCGCGGCGGGUGCGCUCCUUCCACGGCCCGCAUACCACCUGCCUGCAUGCGGCCUGCGGGCCCGUGCGUGCGUCUCACCUGGCCCGCACCAAGUACAACAACUUCGACGUGUACAUCAAGACGCGCUGGCUGUACGGCUUCAUCCGCUUCCUGCUCUACUUCAGCUGCAGCCUGUUCACCGCGGCGCUCUGGGGCGCGCUGGCCGCCCUCUUCUGCCUGCAGUACUUGGGCGUGCGUGUCCUGCUGCGCUUCCAGCGCAAGCUGUCGGUGCUGCUGUUGCUGCUGGGCCGCCGGCGUGUGGACUUCCGCCUGGUGAACGAGCUGCUCAUCUACGGCAUCCACGUCACCAUGCUGCUGGUGGGGGGCCUCGGCUGGUGCUUCAUGGUCUUCGUGGACAUGUGAGGGCCGUGAGCGCGAGCUGGAUUCAUUGUCCUGGCCUGUGUCUGUGUUCUCUCCAAGGGUGGGGCUGGCCAGCGCCUUCGCUUCUGCCCAUCCCGCAGGCAGGCGCUGCUGCCUCGGUGCCCACGGAGAGAAAAGAAAGGGCUGAGACUUACGUGGUGGGGGUGCGGGCGCUGCCCCUAGGCUGGCUUCUUGCGCCCACUCUCCUCUCGUGCACUCUCAGG